Molecule: messenger RNA, 1635 nt
Organism: Oncorhynchus tshawytscha (Chinook salmon)
Lineage: Eukaryota; Metazoa; Chordata; Actinopteri; Salmoniformes; Salmonidae
Gene: gig2o
Product: grass carp reovirus (GCRV)-induced gene 2o
Exons: 2
Coding region: 790-1428 (212 amino acids)
Cellular component (GO): cytoplasm
Molecular function (GO): NAD+ poly-ADP-ribosyltransferase activity
Source: RefSeq, a predicted model, not a curated record
GUUUCGCGCCAAACUGCGCAUGUGCAGGCCGUCAAAUCAAUGACACUCCUUCGAUAUAAAGUCGUUUUAUACGAAAAUGAAAACAUGUCAGUUUGGAGUAAUACAAUCCAUGUUCAACUACUUAAGACAUUGGCUAGAAUCUAGGUUGUGUCUUAGAUUUCGAGAGAAUUAAAAACUAAGGAAGAUUUAAAAAAAAAAACGUUUCUCAUUUACUUCUAAAACCCUGGUCUGGUCAGUUUUGUCUGUUUCGCAAGAGUUCCCGGAAGUCUCGCGAUGUUGCGCCUCUGGGUUUGAAAACUGGGGAUAGUUAGCUAGUUCACUCCCAAAUGCAUUUCCCUAUUAUUUUCUGGACUUAAAAGUGGUUGAAAGUCAGAUCAUUCAGUAUUCCUCUAUCCUGUCUAUUCCCAUUUGUGAAACUGAAAUGUUUAAAUGUAGUUAUUUUCUCAAGGUUAUAUGGUAUUCCUUUACUAUUAGACAGUAUAAUCAAAGAUAACUAUUUGCAGGUGAGCUAUUGCGUAAUCCUUUUAAAUACAUUAGACUUAUCUUGUGUUGUGUUUAUGGCGGUUUCUUCUUUCUUGUAGGUGCACACCUUCACCGACGUGUGCUGGGACAAAUGCAUGGAUAAGCUGAGCAGCAAGCUGGACUCCCGGACCGACACGUGCCUGGCUAGCUGUGUGGAGCGCUUCAUUGACACCACCCUCACCAUCACAAACCGCUUUACUCAUAUGGCGCAGAAAGGGGGCAUGCAUUGACUCAGCAGGGAGAAGAUGAAGAGAAGGGAUACCGACUAUGGACCUAGAAGAGAUCACUUUUUCUGGCUGGACUGCAAUUGAGGAGAAGAAGCUCCAUGCAGGCGAGAAGCCCAAAGACGAGAAAGUUUACACCAUGUACCAUGGCACGUUUCUCAAGUAUGUCCAGCGUAUUAUCACCAGUGGGUUCCAACGCUCCAGCGAUGGAAUGUUGGGAUCGGGGGUCUACGUGAGCCGUAAUAUCGAUAAAGCAAAGUGUUACCCGCUGAAUGCUGACAAGAAGGAAGCGGUAGUGUUGAAGUUAAAGGUGCGGGUUGGCAAGGUGAAGAAGAUCGACAUUGAUAACCAUCCGCUUCAGAAGUCAUGGCACCAGAAUGGUUACGACAGUUGCUGGGUGCCACCAAACUGUGGCGUUACCGCUAUUAAAUCUGGCCGUGAAGAGGAUUGCGUCUGGGAUCCCGCCCGGAUUGUGGUGGUGGAUGUGGCCUGCUGUUUGGACGAUAAAACGCGCUGGGACCUCCGAAAGCAAAUACGCGGCAUGAAUAACCAUGGCGCAAAAGACGGGUGCAGCCAGUGCCACCAGAAUACCUCAAACACUGGGUCUCACCCUAUCCAAAGCUGUUGGACAUGCAACAAACAGAUUUGCCCCUUUCAGAAGAAGCAUAUGUGCAACAAGUAACAAGGCUACUUGCACAAACAACUAGUCCUACUUUGCGUGACCUGUCUCGCUUUUGACCCAUCACCCAAUGUGACCUUGCAUACAAUUUCAAAUUAGGCUUGUUGUCGAUGUCAUGUUUUAAUGUAUUUUGUGUAAUCAUUGCAACCUAAUUGUAUUGGGAUCGAAUUUGUUAACGGACUUGCCUGGUUAAAUAAAGGUUCAAUUGUA